Messenger RNA from Juglans microcarpa x Juglans regia, 1548 nucleotides. Its product is annotated as serine/threonine-protein phosphatase 2A activator. Gene Ontology annotation, cellular component: protein phosphatase type 2A complex; nucleus; cytoplasm. Gene Ontology annotation, molecular function: protein tyrosine phosphatase activator activity; peptidyl-prolyl cis-trans isomerase activity. The record is from RefSeq and is a predicted model, not a curated record. The transcript has 3 exons. Lineage: Eukaryota; Viridiplantae; Streptophyta; Magnoliopsida; Fagales; Juglandaceae. Bases 134 to 1291 code for a protein of 385 amino acids. Gene Ontology annotation, biological process: mitotic spindle organization.
CUAUUUCUCGGUCUUCUCUCAUCUCUCCAUUUAUUAUCUCUCCGCUACAUCUCUCGGGAUAUAUAAAUAUCAGAUCGCAGAACACUCCGAACAAAAAACUUGAUCGCUGCUCCUGUCUUGAUACCCACACCUAAUGGAGUGCCACGACCACGAAGACUCCCCCAAAUCCGCGCGAACCCCAUCCCCACCAUCCACCGCCACUUCUACCUGCUGCAAAUGCGGCGGUCCCACCACCUUCGCACCACCGCCACCGUUCUCCGAAAUCAGCCCUCCACCGACCUACCGCCCCAUCCGCGCUCCGGCGAUCAACCUGCCCCCAAACAACCCUUCACAGCAGGCCAUAAUCCUCGCCCCCGUUCCCCAGUCCCAAAAUGUCCCACUCGUCUCCCCUCCCUACCACUUCCAAGUCCCCAACAAAAGAAUCCAAUCCCCCAACGACAUCCGCCGCUUCCAAGAAUCUGAUUCCGGCAAGAACUUUCUCGGUUUCAUCGUCGCUCUCUCCGAGUCAAUCCGCUCCCGCAAAUUGUCAGACCCAUGCCACGUGUCCCCCACAAUCAGCUCCAUCGUCUCCACCCUCGAAACCCUAAUUCGCUGGAUCGACGAAAUCCCUCCGCUCCAGCAAGCAUCUCGCUACGGUAACCUCUCUUACCGAGCGUGGCAUGACCGCCUCACCGAGAGCAGCGAGUCCUUGAUGCUUAAUUUUCUCCCCGAUGAUCUCAAUUCCGCCACGAUCGAGAUCGUCCCGUACUUCACCGACAGUUUUGGGAACUCGAGUCGCAUUGACUAUGGUACCGGCCACGAGACUAACUUCGCCGCUUGGUUGUACUGCAUAACUCGGUUGGGGCUUAUCAUGGAGGAGGAUUACCACGCAGUGGUGGCUAGGGUUUUCGUGAAGUAUCUCGAAUUAAUGAGGAAGUUGCAAUUGGUUUAUUGCCUGGAGCCUGCGGGUUCGCACGGGGUUUGGGGCCUCGACGACUAUCAUUUCCUGCCGUUUAUCUUCGGGUCGUCACAACUGAUCGAUCACAAGUACAUGAAGCCCAAGUCGAUUCAUAAUCAGGACAUACUGGAUAAUUUUUCGAAUGAGUAUCUUUACCUUGCGUGCAUUGCGUUUGUUAAGAAGGUGAAGAAGGGUUUGUUCGCGGAGCACUCGCCGUUGUUGGAUGAUAUAAGCGGAGUGCCUACUUGGAACAAGGUCAAUAGCGGGUUACUGAAGAUGUAUAAGGUGGAGGUCUUGGAGAAGGUCCCUAUCAUGCAGCAUUUUCUAUUUGGUACACUUAUCAAAUGGGGAUAAGCCAUCCUGCAAUAGCCAAUUUUAUAGAUGUGUAUAACAUAGAAGUUUUACAGAAUCCAACUUAUAAAGAAUGUGUAGGAUCUCUCUCGGUCAAAUCACUUGAAGUUGCUACUUGCCGGAAUUAUUUUGUAAUUCAUAUCUUGUAGUUUUGUAUUUUGCAAUGUAAUAUAAUGUGGAAAUAACAAAAUAGUGUAAUAUGUAGUGAAUUUCGUGCAAUUUAGUUUUUCAUUUUUAUAUAUUUUUAUUAUUCUGAAAAA